Messenger RNA from Lucilia cuprina (Australian sheep blowfly), 3655 nucleotides. RefSeq names its product cell wall protein DAN4-like. The record is from RefSeq and is a predicted model, not a curated record. Bases 616 to 2244 code for a protein of 542 amino acids. Lineage: Eukaryota; Metazoa; Arthropoda; Insecta; Diptera; Calliphoridae. The transcript is spliced from 2 exons.
CGAGUUACUGCAUCUACGUCUACGUUUGCGCCUAUACAAAGCGGUGAUCAUGCUAUUAGCUCUAUUACUACUUCCACUAUAAAUGGCAAGAAUGCGGCAGCAACCGGUGGUGAGGCCAAACUAGAAGCUAAAGGAAACAAAAACGAUUGCGCUGCUGUGGUGCCCAUAAAAACAGCCACAGUUUCCUCGCGCCUGCCUGGUCCGAGUAUAUUAAAAGCUAGCAAACCGACGGACAUUGUUAAGCCACCCCCCGAAAAAAGUCCCAGCAAACAGCCUUUAAUACAGGCUGAAUUAAGACCCAAUGAUAGUGUAGUCUCGUUUCUCAAUGAAAAGGGAACUACAUUAAAAUCAAACGAUUUUAAUGAUAAAAUAACCAAAGUAACUGCCACUAUAGUAUUGCCCACUAGUACUGGGCCCAGCACAACAACUACUACCAAUAUACAACAAUCUAAAACUGUUACAACCACAACGACAGCAACGGCAACGGCAAAACGUGUUGUGGCGGGUACAGCCGAAAGUGGUAGAGAACUGAAGAGUUUAACCACUUUCGCUACCACCACAACUAAGCCUACGAUCACAGAUAUAGUAAGUACAAAAUCAGCUGUUAGCACAACUAUGGCCAACAUUGCCAGUAGCAGUAGUAGUGUGCCCACUAGCACCACCUUUGCGGUGACAAUGUUGCCUUCGGUCACUACAACAGCUACAAAACCCACAGUCCCUUCUAUAAGUAAACCAACUACAGCGGCAACAGUAACAGCUACAAAACCACAAACUAUAGCCAGCACUGCGUCAAGUGUGGCCAAUUGUAUAACGAAACCAAUUACAGCUUCCACAGCGUUUACAACAGAUCCAGCUACAAAAUCAAAUGUAGAAAUUAUAAAUAAAACAAUGGCUGCCAUUAAAACAACAAAUUCAGCUACAUUAGCUACAGCAAAUAUGAAAACUACAACAAUUGUUGUAAAUAGUAAUAAUAACAUGACUACAAGUACUGCAACAACUACGACAAAUCAAAUUAAAACCACAGCAGCAUGUACUACUGCGUCAGUUGCAGGUAAAGCUCCCACCACCGCCACUAAACCACAAACUCCUAUAACAGCCACAAUAGUUUCUUUAGGUAAACCACAAACUCCAGUCACUAGCACUGCAGUAAUAACUACACAAACUUCUACAACAGCUGUUAAAACUCCCACCACUAACACCAAGCCACAAACUCCCACAACAGUGACAGUGUCUUCCUCACUAACUCCAACGAUAAAGACAGAUGCAGCUACAAAAACUACUACAACCACAAAACCACAUAGUCCAACAACAAGCAACACAACAUCUGCAAUCAAAACUACACUUGCUACAACAUCUGCCACAAAAUCACAAUCCAUAGCCAGCACCAAAGCUCCAACAACAGCCACGAAACCACAAGCCAUAACAGCUGUAACCCAACCUACUACUUUAACUACAAGUGUAGCAAAACCAACAGUUUCAGCUACUACAGCUACAACUACACAAAGUUUAGGAAAAUCCACAACAACUUCCACAGUAUCUGCUGCAACUACACAAAAUAUAGCUAAAACCAACAUAUCAUCCACAGCAGCUACAACUACAAAACCUGUAGUUCCAAGUACAGCAACUACAACUACACCAAAUGUAGCAAAGUCUCAAACAACUAGCUCAGCAGCUAUUACUACAAAACCUUUAACUUCAGCAACUUCAACCGCACAAACAUCAGGCAAAUCCCUCAUAACUACAACAGCAACUACAACUACGAAAACAGAAGCAACAACUACACAAAGUGCUAGAAAAACUCCCAUAACUUCAACAGUAACCACAACUGAAAAACCUUCAACAACAAAUGUCACAACAACUACACAAAGUGCAGCAAAAUCUCCCAAUACUUCCACAGCAACCACAACUACAAAAUCUUUGACAUCAACAAUAUCGCAAGAUAAAACAGCUAUACAAACUUCAAAACCUUUAACAACAACAACAUCAUCAUCAGCAGCCACCUCCACUAACAAUGUGCCAACCACGAAAAUUGCCAAAACUACUGUUGUUACCACAAAUGAAAAACCCAUUAGCUCAACAACUAUACAAAAACCUAUAACAAAUCCAGCGACUACAACAAAUCAAACAACUACAUCUGCAGCAGCGCCUGCAACAGCUGUUGCAAAACUUCAAAGUAGCUCGGCUAGCACCACAACUACAAACACCUCUGCCUCAACCACAACAAUAGCUAAAACUACAAAGUAGUUUUAUUAAGAAAUAUAGUUGAAAUUUAAUAAAUUACUUUAACUGUUAAAACAAAAACAUUUGACACACCUAACGAAAGCGGUUGCUAAUUUGAAAAUUUUAUUUUAUAUUUUAACAUUUGAGUUUAAACCUGAAUUAAGUAAAAAGGUUUUAAGUAAAAAAUAUAAUAUAAUAAGUUAUAAACUAAUUUUCAAUAGUUUUUGUUAAGCCUGAAUGAAAUUUUUAUAGCAAAAAUUUUCUCAGCUAUAGAACUGAUGAAGACUAUAUUACUAUUAUUCAGUAUUGAGUAUGAGUAAAAUAAAAAAAGAUUUUGAAAGCGAAUUUUUCAUAAUUUUAUAUUGACAUCACUUGACUGAAUACAAUAAUGUCAAAUGGGUAAUAUUUUUCAUGUAAUUCGAGAAUAUUUUAUAAUUGUAAAACUUUGUUACUAAAUUAACAUAAACAUUGUUCCUUUUAAAAAGUCAAUUUAUUUAUAUUUAAAAGAAAAAUAAUUCUGAAAUAUUUACUACAUUUAGAAUUGCAAUUUUUUUAACAUAUUCAUUAAGAAUGACUGAGCGAAGCGAAAUGAGAAGAAAAGAAUUUAAAUACAAUUGUCAAAACUAUAGACAAGAUUUUAGUCUAAACUGUAGUCAACUUUAAACUAGACUAUAGUGCAAACUUUAGUCUAAACUAUAAUCUAAAUUAUAAUUUGAACAAUAUACCGGACUAUUAACAAUAGCUUAAGUCUAAACCAUAUACCAGAUUAAAGUCUAAACUAUAGACUAGACUGUGGCCUAAAUAAUACACUAGACUAAUGACUAAACUAUAGACUAGACUAUAGUUUAAACUAUAGACUACAAUAUAAUGUAAACUAAAACCACAGUCCUAAGUAUAGACUAGAUUAUAGUCUAAACUAUCAAUUAGACUAUAGACUAGUUUAUCGUCUAGUUUAUAGUCUAAACUACAGACUAGCGCAGACUACAGUUUAUAUUAUCGACUUUACUAUAGUCUAAACUAUAUAAACUUGACUAUAGUCUAAACUAUAUACUAGAUUAUAGUCUAUACUAUAGUCUAGUAUAGACUAUAAUCUAUUAAACUACAGUCUAUUAAACUACAGUAUAAUGUUAAACAAAACCACUGUCUAAACUAUAGUCUAGAUUAUAGUAUUAAAUAUAGACUAGACUAUAUACUACUUUAUAGUCUAAACUAUAGAUUAGUAUACAGUCAAGACUAGUUUAUAGAUUACCGUAGAAUACAGUUAAACUUUGGACCUGACUAUAGUCUUAACUAUAUAAAUUUGACUUUAGUCUAAACCGUAUACUGUGAUCUAAACAGACAGACUAGACUGUGGUCUAAACAAUAGAAUAACACUUCACAAUAGUUAAAAUUGUGUGGUGCAAACUAUAGACUAGUUUAUAGUCUAAAUUUUAGA